GUUCAAGCCUUUGAGAGAACUGAUUCCCUGAUAUUGCCACCAGGAAAAAACUGGCUUAAAAUACAGGCAUCUGGAAUCAAGAAUUCAAAUGUGGUUUCAGAACCAAAGAUCUUUGUACCCUGACCAGAGCAGAAAGCAGCUAAAUUUCUUGGUCCAUGGCCCAAACAGGAGACCAGAUCUGACUAUUCAGCAGCACCAAACCGACCUGUACACUAUCCGAGGCAAGUCUCAUCAUUUUUCUUCCUUUAAUUCUUUCAGCAAGAACCAAAAAUUUCCACCUUCUCUUCUUCCAUCCCAUGUGUCAUUUGUUCCACGGGAUUCCUUCAGGUCGUGUGAGCCGAGGACCGAUGUCAUGAUCACGCUGCCCGCACAGGGCGUGCAGGGAGAGGAGAACUCUGACCCCCCUCUGAUGCUUAUGAAUCACUAGCCAAUACUGCCAGCUCUGGGAGAGGACUUCUCACGUACUCACACUCCUUUCUGGAUCCAAUACCAAGAAAAAUGUCAAAAUCACAAAGAACAUACUGGCACAGGAGUACCACGGUUAAAGAGCUAUUCUCAGCCUCAUCCUGAGCACAAAAAACAACAAUCUCAGGAUGUGGGUCAGAUUCACAUAUCUUACAUUAUGCAGUGGUGGGAUGAGGGCCACCACGCUCUGAUUGCAGAAAGGGACCCUCUCAAGGGGACACAGAGAAACAGAAUUGUGGCAGCAGGAGGCAUAGUUAACUGGAGAGCCAUCUCAUCCACUUGGUCAACUGCAGCAGUGAUAUGUAGAAACUUCAAGCCUUUAGAUCAACUCCUUUCAUCUACAGAUUUUCAGUAA
Messenger RNA from Cynocephalus volans (Philippine flying lemur), 820 nucleotides. It is a transcript of the gene DUXB, whose product is annotated as double homeobox B. Lineage: Eukaryota; Metazoa; Chordata; Mammalia; Dermoptera; Cynocephalidae. The record is from RefSeq and is a predicted model, not a curated record.